Parus major (Great Tit) is the source of this 1721-nucleotide messenger RNA. RefSeq names its product stimulator of chondrogenesis 1 (gene SCRG1). Lineage: Eukaryota; Metazoa; Chordata; Aves; Passeriformes; Paridae. The transcript is spliced from 3 exons. The record is from RefSeq and is a predicted model, not a curated record. The coding region runs from base 135 to 425 and encodes 96 amino acids.
CCAUCAGCCCUCCCUCUUCUCAUCCUCGCUAGCUCUAGCUCUCUCUGGGCACAUCUAAAAAGAUACAGCUGCCAAGAAAGUGGAAGGGAGUGAAUCAGAAGAUAAAGCACCCUGCUGUGGGAAGCCUGGCAGAAAUGAAGAUGGUCUCGGUGCUGUUGCUGCUGAGCAGCCUCCUGGGUACCCCCGCCGUGCCUUCCCAGCGCCCUGCUUGUUACAAGAGGGCCCUCAAGGACCACAGCUGUCACACCAUCGCUGAAAGCAAGGAGAACCUCCGACACGUCGACGAUGGUCUGCGAGAUCACUUCUGGGAAGGGAAGGGCUGUGAGGUGAUCUGUUACUGCAACUUGAAUGAAUUGCUCUGCUGCCCAAAGGAUAUUUUCUUUGGACCAAAGAUAUCUUUUGUGAUCCCCUGCAACAGUCAAUGAUUCAAGUCUGCAAGUGAAGAUAACAGACAUCAUUCUACGAUCAUGUAAUAAAGUUUUCAAGGGAAAAAACGGAACUACCAACAAAAAAAAAAAUCCUUUCUAACGACAAGUCACUGCCUCAUUUUACACUGUAGAAAGAAUUUCCUUUCUAUACCUUUAUGGGAUAUCACAUAUUCAAGAAGUCUUCUUUUCAAAUCCGAUAGCUGAGACAAUUUCCAUAAAACCAUUUCCAUGGUUUAACAGACUGUACAAGCUCUUAAUGUAUCCUAAUAGGCAUUCCCCAGGAAAAAGCAUAACUCUUCUUACUUAGCACAAUAUUCUUAGCUAGUAUGGACGAAGAAACUUCAAGCUUAAGCCUUCAUGUUGUUAGGAACAUGACUCUCAGAGCAACUUAUGGCAGUGAAGCUUCCUAUUCCAUUAUUGCCAUCACACUUUUAAUGCUGUUUUAACCUGAAGCCACUUGGUCCCUGGCACUUUGGAAGAGAGGUUCCCAUGUUCUCUUUAGGCAUCUUAAAAUACAUGCACAUACAAAACACAUUUCCAUAUUUGAAAGUAUUUCACUGGAAUAAAAAAAAUAGUACAAGUUGACAUUAACAGUACUAAAGCACACUUGGGUCUUAUGCUUAACUGAUCACCUGCCUUGACUAUGCAGUCUCUAAACCUUUAAACUGCUUAAUCUUAGCAUUGAACAUCUCAAAAUAUUAGAACAACAGAUUUUUUAAUCAAGCUGUUUGAAAUACAGUACCACAAAAUUAAGUUAAAAUGCUGGCUUUUUUAGGCUAGCCCUGUAAGGCAAUAGCUACAGAAAACACAGAGAUAAUCAUCUUCAUUUUUAAGAGGUAUUGUGAGAGAUAGAUACGUAUCUGUGAGAUUGUAGAUACAAAGAGACAUAAAUUUUUGACUGUUUUUGUUAUAUGGCAAUCUGUAUUGGCAGGUGCUGAGAGGUGACCACAUAAUUUUAAGCAGAGUAACCUUGCACAAGCCAGGCUUACAGGCAGCAAGCCUGACUUACUGCCUUACAUAUAUAAACACUUUAGCUAUCAAGUCAGUCACAUGGGAAGUGUGCAGUACUGAAGGAACUGUGCAGUCCUGUCUACUCAAAAAAUUCAGUGUUCAUCCCAUAAUCUUACACAUUGGACCAAACUGCUACCACCAGUUCACCACACUUACUUCAUGUGUCAGUAUGAAAUAUCAUGACUGUUUUUCUUCUUGUUAGUAAACAAGGGCUGGAUAUUGGGUGAGGGGGUGAUUAUACACAGCCAAUAAUAAAUGUUUCAAGUAAAUCUGUGUGUAUUA